AUGAUAGAACUGAAUCAACAGGCUUGUGACAAAGUUUUACUUAAAAUCGCAGUUCAAUUAAAAGCCAAGUUGGACAAUACUUUUGAUACAGAUUCUCUUUUAGAACAACUUUCAACGCCUGAAAUUGAUUCAAAACGGAAAAUAGAGCUGUGGGAGAGAUUAAAGGUUUAUUAUUAUUUUUAGGAUUCGGGUUAUUUUUGUGGAAGGUGGGAGACUUGAGGAGUUGUUUCUGGUGUGAGUAGGCCUGUUACGAUUUUGAAUAAAUUUGGGAGACUUGGAGUGUGUGUAUAGUUCCGUUGAGAUUUUAAAGGAAUUUGGAGGGGCUUGAAGUUGUGUCCUCUCUAUGUAUGUAUAAGGGAUGCCUUAAGUUUUAAGGAUUUGGUAAUAGUUAAGUUUGUGUUUCCCUUUUUUUUAUUCUGCUGUAGGGUAGUGUACCGAGGUAAUAGUUCGGGACUUGGCAUGUCACUCCUAUAACGGUCCAGAAUCAUUUUCGGAAAUUGGGAGUGGUACCGUUCGACUGAGCUCGUUGAGACGAAUCGUGUGACAUAUGUCACGUCCCGAACUUUUACCUCGGUACACUACACUACAGCGGAAAGAAAAAAAGGGGAAACACAAACUUAACUAUUCCAAGGAUUUUUAUUUUUUUUCUCUGAUCUCCUAAUUUCUUUAUAUGUUUGUUUUUGGUAGCCUUAAGUGUUUUUCUGUGUUCCAAAAAAUAAAUUAGGUCCAUGGUUCCGUUCUUGACAGUUUUAACUUGUUGAAGUUCUAAGGUUAUUGCUCCAUGGGGUUUUGCUUCCUGGUAGUUUAGUAAGCCGG
Meloidogyne enterolobii is the source of this 816-nucleotide messenger RNA. The record is from the annotation of a GenBank genome assembly. NCBI's taxonomy places the organism in Eukaryota, Metazoa, Nematoda, Chromadorea, Rhabditida, Meloidogynidae.